AUGGUCAACAACUGUUGCUGCUGCAUACCCCUCCGGAUGGCUGUUCUUCUCAUUGCUAUUUUGUCUGCUCUUUGCAGUGCGGCAGUACUUUCAUACCUCGUUGCAGAUCGAAACAAUCUUUUACUAUAUGAUGACUCCUCGCAAGUGAAUCUCGGAGCUGCAUUGUAUACAGGCGUCGGCAUUGCAGCCUUGAAUAUUUGUGCAUCGAUUUUUGGUAUUGUUGGCGCUAUCAUGAAAAAACGGAACUUGAUCCGGAUCUUCAAAUAUGUGUACUGGGUGAUGGCAAUUCUGAUAGUGGCAGUCUCAGUGGCCACAUGGAUCUUUGUAUUAGUCAAGCGAAAUGAGCUUCAAGAUAGCUGCAUGUUUUAUUAUGAAAGCGAUCAUGCCGAGACGAUGGUGGAUGAGAGCAUUUUAUCCGAAGAAGCUGAAGAUGUAUGCAGCAAAAUGUUGCUUGGCAUCUUGGUAGGUGGUGGGAUUGCCGUUGUUGUUGCAAAUGCCAUAUCGGUCUAUUUCGCCUGCAUCAUCAACGCUUACACAAUGAGGCUCAAGCGUAGUCGCUUGCACCGCCCACUGCGUGAUCUAGAACAAGUCGCAGCCUACAAAACGGACAUCCCUUACUAG
Messenger RNA from Lichtheimia ornata, 621 nucleotides. RefSeq lists its product as uncharacterized. The record is from RefSeq and is a predicted model, not a curated record. The coding region runs from base 1 to 621 and encodes 206 amino acids. Lineage: Eukaryota; Fungi; Mucoromycota; Mucoromycetes; Mucorales; Lichtheimiaceae. The transcript has 6 exons.